Molecule: messenger RNA, 507 nt
Organism: Ilyonectria robusta
Lineage: Eukaryota; Fungi; Ascomycota; Sordariomycetes; Hypocreales; Nectriaceae
Exons: 2
Coding region: 1-507 (168 amino acids)
Source: RefSeq, a predicted model, not a curated record
AUGCCAAGUUGUCGGAGAGUCAACUUGAACGCAUUGCUAUACUGGCAACGUGACGGACAUUGGAACAAGCGUUGCUUUCUAUUCCACAGGAGACUUGCUGGCGAGAUUGCCAUUCCCGAUUACCAGCCAGGUGCACAGAAGGCCUCCCGCUUCAAAGGAGAGCCUAUGGCACUUAUCUACAGUAUGCCUACACCUGGAUCCUCUAUCUCUGUCAUUGGGGCCUACUCCGAGGAAGAGCGAGGAGACACCCUAACAACGCCUAGUCUACCUACGUUAAAGCCAUCUCCAUUUUUGAGGGCGUGUCUCUCGUCGGUUCCUUUGGAGAAUGUUGCCAUCACCCAAAUCUUCUACAGCAGAACCAGUGGGCUUUGCAGAGACAUUGUGUUGAAGUACGAAACUGGGCCUGAGCGAGCACUUGGAGAAUGCCGACUCGGCGUCGCCCCGGCCAAAUUACAUAUAUCAAACCAGUCAGGAUCUGAAUCUUCCGCACCACGUACGAUCCAUUGA